UAAAAAGAAUUUCCAAAUAAACUUAUAAUGAAUUCUUACAGGGAAGUUUGUGAGGAGGGAACACUUGAUUCCUCCAAAUUGAAUGGGAAGAUUGUGGUUUGCCUUGUUGGGGUUAAUGCAAGAGUGACCAAAGGUUAUGUGGCUGCUCAGGCAGGGGCUGUUGGGAUGAUCCUGGCUAACGAUCAACAAAGUGGGAAUGAGAUUAAAGCUGAUCCACACAUCAUUCCAACAUCCCAUGUAACCUAUAAUGACAGUAUAACCAUCUCUCAAUAUAUCAGCUCUACAAGGACACCCAUGGCUUACAUCAGUUCGGUAACGGCAAAGCUCGGUGUCACGCCAGCCCCAACCGUGGCUAGGUUCUCAGGGAGAGGCCCAAGUAUAAUCGAGGAGUCAAUCCUCAAGGUUUCUUUUUCUCAAGCUUUAAAACGUUUCAAUUCAAAUGCAUGCUAAUGUUGUAACGAUAAGGAAGAUCAUUUAUA
Cucurbita pepo subsp. pepo (vegetable marrow) is the source of this 479-nucleotide messenger RNA. Lineage: Eukaryota; Viridiplantae; Streptophyta; Magnoliopsida; Cucurbitales; Cucurbitaceae. The record is from RefSeq and is a predicted model, not a curated record.